CCUUGCCUCUCUUGUCUCCGAGCUCCUCGUUCGUUAUCCUCUCUUGGCUCUCGCGCCAGCCGACUUUGCACCAUCCAAAUCUCUCCUUAAUCCCUACCACAUUUCCUUUCUGAAUCCCUAGAUAUCGUCGGCGAUGGGGAGCAGCUCCUCGAAGCACCCGACUAGCUCACAUGACAGCCUCGACGAAGGUGGCAGCGGCGGCCAGCUCUACGUGUCACUCAAGUUGGAGAACUUCAACAUACGAGGCGAUCUCAUUCCUCACGUAUUUGGUUCCGUUCCCAUCAUCGGUUCAUGGGAUCCCUCUCGAGCUCUGCGGAUGGAGAGAGAAUCUGCGUCAAUGUGGGAACUUAGCUUUGUCGUUCCACCGAAUCACGAAACGCUGCACUUUCACUUCCUUCUGAAGCCCAAGGAUAGGGAAGGGCCGUACGUGGUGGAGGACGGGGCGGACCGGCUACUUAUAGGUGGAAACCUGGAGGGGGACGCCAGGACAGCGGUGUUCAGGCCUCCUGAAGAUGGUCAUGAGGCGACUCUUGAGUACAAGGUGUUUGUGAAGGUGGACAAUGUAUCGCCUUUUGAUCUUGCGGCGAGCUGGAGGGCUUAUAAGGAAAAUCUCCGACCGUCCACCGUCAGGGGAAUACCUGAUAUCAGUAUAAAUGCCGCCCCUGAAGGAGGGCAAGAGAGUGGUUCAACAACGAGUUUGGAGCUUGAUUUAGAGAGCUAUGUUGUACCUUUACCAUCCUGUGCCGGUGCUGCUGUUUAUGCAGCUAAUCUGGCAGAGACUCCAAGAUCUGUUGGCUACCAUUGGGAAUCCCCCAAAUAUGACGUCUCAAGCAUUUCACCUAGUUCAAGCACUACUAGAGUAGUUGCUGCUAAUCAUGCAGCGCCUAAUAAG
Molecule: messenger RNA, 892 nt
Organism: Dendrobium catenatum
Lineage: Eukaryota; Viridiplantae; Streptophyta; Magnoliopsida; Asparagales; Orchidaceae
Product: 6-phosphofructo-2-kinase/fructose-2,6-bisphosphatase-like
Exons: 4
Molecular function (GO): starch binding
Source: RefSeq, a predicted model, not a curated record